AUGUGCUACUAUGGCAGCUACUAUGGAGGCCUGGGCUGUGGCUAUCGCUGUGGCUGUGGCUAUGGAGGCUAUGGUGGCCUUGGUUAUGGUGGCUAUGGUUAUGGCUGCUGCCGCCCCCUGUGCUGUGGAAGGUACUGGUCCUAUGGCUCCUACUGA
Molecule: messenger RNA, 156 nt
Organism: Perognathus longimembris pacificus (Pacific pocket mouse)
Lineage: Eukaryota; Metazoa; Chordata; Mammalia; Rodentia; Heteromyidae
Product: keratin-associated protein 20-2-like
Exons: 1
Coding region: 1-156 (51 amino acids)
Source: RefSeq, a predicted model, not a curated record